AUGGCCGGACCCAAUCAAAGCACAUGGGCGAACACAAGAGUGCCAGUCCGUGACGAUGAUCAAGGAAGUUUUGAGAGACGACGAGGAUGGAAGUACAGAAGCCUGAGAAUCGGACCCGUCAAGCUUCCAUACUAUGCAUCGCCAGAGUCACAGUUGAUACUGGUCUCGUUUGUCUGCUUUUUGUGCCCCGGCAUGUUCAAUGCCGUCAAUGGGAUAGGUGCAGCAGGUCUUGACGAUGACGCCCAUGCCAGUAACGCUGCUAACACUACGCUUUAUGCUACCUUCGCCGUCGUUGGAUUUUUCGCCGGUACCAUCACGAACGUCCUUGGCAUUCGAAUUGCGCUCUCCUUCGGUGGUCUGGGAUAUUGCAUCUACGUCAGUGCACUGCUUUGUUUCAACAAGACCCAAAACUUAGGUUACGUGGUUUUCUCUGGUUUCCUGUUGGGAUGUUGUGCUGGUAUUCUGUGGGCUUCCCAAGGAGCAAUCAUGAUGUCGUACCCACCCGAGAAAAUGAAAGGACGGUAUAUCUCCUGGUUCUGGAUAAUUUUCAAUAUGGGGGCUGUUAUAGGUGGUUUGGUGCAACUAGCGCUCAACUUCAACACCCGCGACGGAACUACAGCGGCAGUUACGAACGGUACAUAUAUCGGCUUCAUGAUUCUCACGUUCUUCGGCGCAUGCCUCUCUUGGACACUCAUUGAUGCCAAACAUGUCGUACGCCGCGAUGGCAGUCGGGUAAUCAUGAUGAAACACCCGACUUGGCAAUCUGAGAUCUUCGGUCUUUGGGAGACUCUCCGUACGGACCCAUAUAUCAUUCUCCUCUUCCCGAUGUUCUUCGCUUCGAAUUGGUUUUAUACAUACCAGUUCAACGACGUCAACUAUGCGCGGUUCAACGUGCGGACCCGCGCGUUAAACAACACGCUGUAUUGGUUAGCGCAGAUUUUUGGAGCUGCUGUAUUCGGGUUUGCGCUAGACUUCCCGAACGUUAGAAGAACUAUCCGAGCAAAGAUAGCCUGGGUAACGAUUUUGGUGUUGACCUUUUCUGUCUGGGGCGGAGGAUAUGCCUUUCAACGACAAUACAGUCGCGAUGAUAACAGCCUCCACUACGACUGGACCCAUGGUGGAUAUGGCGGCCCAAUGGUUUUAUACAUGAGCUACGGCUUCUACGAUGCAGCGUGGCAAACCUGCGUUUACUGGUUUAUGGGUGCCAUCUCCAACAACAGCCGCAAGCUUGCGAACUUUGCAGGCUUCUACAAAGGUAUACAAUCAGCAGGUGCGGCUAUAGUGUUCCGUAUAGACGGCUACAAGAGGCCUUACAUGGAUAUUUUUCUAUCUAGCUGGGUGAUGUUGGCUGCAAGCUUGGUUAUCGCCCUACCUGUUAUGCUUCUAAAGAUCAAAGACACAGUGCCACUUGAGGAGGACUUGAGAUUUACAGAUGAGACUAUUGAAAAUGUACUGGGUAGAAGAGAAGGCUAUCUAUUAGAUGAGCCCGAGAAGGCGUAG
This is a messenger RNA of Alternaria burnsii, 1500 nucleotides long. RefSeq names its product mfs general substrate transporter. The record is from RefSeq and is a predicted model, not a curated record. The transcript has 7 exons. Gene Ontology annotation, biological process: transmembrane transport. NCBI's taxonomy places the organism in Eukaryota, Fungi, Ascomycota, Dothideomycetes, Pleosporales, Pleosporaceae. Bases 1 to 1500 code for a protein of 499 amino acids. Gene Ontology annotation, molecular function: transmembrane transporter activity.